CUGUGAAAUCUCAGCGGCUGGCUCUGCAGGAAGCCCCGAGGGGCGGGUAGGGGCGCACUAGCUCGGCCCCUGAUGGCAUGGGAGAGGUGGCUGGCCGGAAGCCGGGACAGCUCAGAGAAGCUGUGUUCCCAUGCACUCCAUGCAGCCGGAUCUCACCCACUGCAGCCCCUCCAGCCACCCCCUCAAGGCAUGGCCAUACUUGGGCCCCUGUCCUGGGCCCCCUGGCUCACAAGGCGUAGUGCCCACAGCAGCCUGCCCACCAGGCCCUGUCCAGGCCCCCAGGUUGUGAGGGUCAGAGGUGAGGGUGAGAUUUUGGAAUGGCUUCCCAAGGCUCUGCCUGAGCCCAGGGCUGGAGGCCACAUCCCACAGGGCCUGCCAGGCCUUCUCCUCCCCUUGCUCUGGGGCAUCCGGCCCCCUCCCUGGGAAGGAUGGGCGGGGUCUGGUGGGGGCCACUGGGCCAGGGCAACCCGAUCGGAGCCUAUCACGGUGGGGUCUGUCCCAGGCGGGCAGGCCAGCGCCCCAGGGAGCAACCCGAUCGGAGCCUAUCACGGUGGGGUCUGUCCCAGGCGGGCAGGCCAGCGCCCCAGGGCAUCUCAGGGGCAUAAAGGCACAGUGGGAGAGGCCACCACAACCCUCCUGUGCUGCUCCGGAGCCCUGCGCCGUCAGCAAGAGCCGCCUUCCAGGAUGCUGCAGACGCUGCUGAUCAGUGGGACCCUCGCCCUACUCGCUGCAGCCCCAGGCCAGGCCCAGGUCCCCAUCCAGGCUGACUUCGAUGCCAGCCAGGUGCACACGGACGUGCCCGGGCUGGCAGCCUCUGUCUGAUUGCGUUCUACCAGACAGGCCAGAGGGCUGAGGGAACCCAGCCCAGCCCCUACUCUGGUUCAAGCUCAGCUCAAGGGGACCAAGCCCGCAUCCGCCUGUCUGGCUGACUUGGGGCGGGGGGUGCAGAGGACAGUAGGCCUCUCAGGCCCAAGUCUGACUUCUGUCCCCACCACUCGCUGGGCCACCAGCCAGAUGAGAGCAGCUGCCCCCCAGGUUCGGGUCAGGUUUGACGUGGCAGCCGGGGCUGCCCCCAGCUCGUCCUGUCCCCCUGCAGUUCCAGGGCCCCUGGUACGUGGUUGGGGCGGUGUCGGACGACCAGGGCUUCCUGGACGCUAAGGACAACAUGAAGAUGCCCGUGGUCUUGGUGACCUCCUUGGCUAACGGCAACUUGGGCAUCAAGUUUGGGUUCCCCACGCCCGAUGGCGGGUGCCAGGAGACGGACAGCACCUUCACCAGGGGGGCCGUGGACGGGCAGUUCAGCAACGCGGCUAUGGCCCAGACCGACAUCAGGGUGGCCUUCACUGACUACAAGCACUUUGCUGUCAUGUACUUCGAGACGCAGAAGGGGGCUGUAAGGAACACCUGGCUGCAGCUCUACGCCCGGGCCCCAGAGCUGUUUCCUGAAGGCGCCCAGAGGAUGCGGGAGCUGGCACCCAAAGUGGGCCUGAACCCCAGCCAGGGCGUCCUGCUGCCCAAGUCAGACCAGUGCGCGGAGGUCCUGGCCUAGGUGAUCGGGGAGCACAGCUGCCCAGCGCCCCGCAGCCCCGGGAGGCCCCGCCCACCCUGGGCAGGGCGGAGCGGGAGGGGCGCGAGCUCCACCCCAGCGGGGCCGCAGCGCAGGAGCUGGAGCCCGGCGGUGAUGGCGGCGCCCGCGGCCCAGUCCUCGAGGAGCAGCUGCCUCUCUACCCCACCCCCAGCACAAUAAAGAGUCUCCACAAGCCGCUGCCGCGCCUUUCGUGGACGUAGGGGCAGAGGGGCCGGGUGGGCCGCGGCGGGGGCGCCCCGCGAGA
Messenger RNA from Capra hircus (goat), 1832 nucleotides. RefSeq names its product lipocalin-like 1 protein. Lineage: Eukaryota; Metazoa; Chordata; Mammalia; Artiodactyla; Bovidae. Bases 1166 to 1549 code for a protein of 127 amino acids. The transcript has 5 exons. Gene Ontology annotation, molecular function: small molecule binding. The record is from RefSeq and is a predicted model, not a curated record.